Molecule: messenger RNA, 1161 nt
Organism: Drosophila erecta
Lineage: Eukaryota; Metazoa; Arthropoda; Insecta; Diptera; Drosophilidae
Product: transmembrane emp24 domain-containing protein eca
Exons: 4
Coding region: 76-1161 (361 amino acids)
Biological process (GO): intracellular protein transport; endoplasmic reticulum to Golgi vesicle-mediated transport; Golgi organization
Cellular component (GO): Golgi apparatus; endoplasmic reticulum; COPII-coated ER to Golgi transport vesicle
Source: RefSeq, a predicted model, not a curated record
AACGUUAUCCAACACUUGCUGUCUUUGUGAGCUUUAUAGCGUUUUUAUAGCGUGUAUGCACUAGGUGCAAUACGCAUGCAGAAAUUUUCUUGGAUUUCACCAGCCAUGGAGCGCACAAUAAUUUUCCUGGUUCUGCUCCUGGGAAUCCUGCACGGCACCUGCGGGCUGUACUUCACCAUGAGAGAAACGAAACGAAAGUGCUUCAUCCAGACUACGCCCAAUGAAACGGAUUUGCUGGUUCAUUACGUCUUUGAGGUGGAAGAUUCAAGUUCGGGCGGCUUUAUGCCCGCGCCCCCUCUCCUUGGAAUGCAUGUGGAAGUGCGGGAUAGCAUGGACAAGGUUGUCCUUUCUCGCGUCUACAAGUCGGAGGCUCGUCUUAAGUUCACAACCCACUGGCCUGGUGACCACCAGAUCUGCCUGCAAUCCAACAGUUCCGCGUGGUUCGAAGGCGCUCUACUGCGUGUCCACUUGGACAUUGAGACCGGCGAGCGGACUGUGGACUACGAAAACGUUCGCCGGUUGUACAACCUGGACUCCAUGCAGUUGCGGAUUCUACAGCUGAAGAAUCAGGCAGAGGAUAUAUCCAGGAAUCAGAACUACCAGCGUUUUCAAAUGGAACGCUUUCGGAGGACAUGCGAUAACAUAUACUUCAAUAUAGUGUGUUUCUCCGUCGCUCAGGUCGUAAUCUUGCUGCUCCUAUGGGGCAUCCAGUACCAUCUGCUCUUCAGGCAACCGUCCUUGUACCUUGCAUUCUGCCAAAUCCUCUGGGAAAGCGAGUUAUCCAGGUUGAGGACACCAGAGGCGUUUAGAGCACUCAUCACCAUCGUGGGAACCAACAGUCAAGGUCUAACCUCCAAGGCCUUCGCACAAUGGAUCAGCCAGUUGGCGGAUCCGGAUUCAACGGACGAGCUGUUUCUUAUGACCGAUAAGGUCAGAGCCAAAGUGGAAGAAUUUGUUGGUAAAUUCCUCUGCAAGCCAGCUUCGCAGAUUCCGGAAAAUGUUAAAGGCAGCUUCUACGCUUCCAACGUCCAAUUGGCGAAGCUUCUGUCCAGCGCACAACGAAAUCGUAGUGUCCACUUGAAAGGCGACCACUUCCUGCUGGUCUGCGAGUGUGAAGAUUGCAAGGCGGAGAAAUCGAACACAAUUGAUACGCAAUCUUGA